Molecule: messenger RNA, 2028 nt
Organism: Caenorhabditis briggsae
Lineage: Eukaryota; Metazoa; Nematoda; Chromadorea; Rhabditida; Rhabditidae
Gene: Cbr-gei-17
Product: Protein CBR-GEI-17
Exons: 10
Coding region: 1-2028 (675 amino acids)
Biological process (GO): protein sumoylation; regulation of transcription by RNA polymerase II
Molecular function (GO): SUMO ligase activity; transcription coregulator activity; zinc ion binding
Source: RefSeq, a predicted model, not a curated record
AUGCCGCCGAAAACGUCGAGAGCUCAAAAACCGUAUGAUAGGCCACCACAAAUGCCAAAUGGGUCAAGACAGCCGUAUGGCACUCAUCACUAUCCACAAAACCCCCAAAUGCACAAUAUGGUUCAAAUGGCAUCACAUCAUAACGGGUAUCCGAUGGGACACAUGCAGGCGCCUGUGAAGAUUUAUGCGGAUCCUUUCGACACCGUUCGUCUUCCGUUUUUCGAUGUACUCAAUUGUUUGUUGCAACCUAUUGAAUUGCAAGCAAACAACAACAACAACAAGCAAAAUAAAAUGGUGGCGUGCAGCUUCCAAACAACUCCUGAUCAGAACAACAGACUGUCAACGCGUGCUGAUGCCAUUACGCCGAGAUUUGAGAUACAGCUGAGAUUUUUCAAUAUCACUGAACCAGCUGCACAGCAGAAGGAUGAUUUUCCAGUGAACUGUUCAGUUCGUAUCAAUGAUCAACAAGUCACCCUACCGAAUAUAAUUCCGACAAACAAACCAAAUGCUGAACCGAAACGGCCUUCACGCCCAGUUAACAUCACCCAAUAUGUUCAAAAUUAUCGAGGUUUCAAACGAGAUCAUAAUAUUGUCAUCGACUGGCUCUCCGACAGACGGGUAUAUGCUGCAGGAGUGUAUUUUGUACAUCGUCUCAACUCGGAUAUUCUUUUCCAACGUCUCGAUUCCAAUAACGGCAAACAUAGAAGCAUCUCGGCUACCAAAGAAGAAGUGAUGAAGAAAUUAUCUGGAGGAGAAGAUGACAUUGCUAUGGACCAGCUCGUCAUCAGUCUUCUUGACCCACUGUCAAAAAUCAGAAUGAAAACUCCUGUUAGAUGUGAAGAUUGUACCCAUCUUCAAUGCUUUGAUCUGAUGUCCUAUUUGAUGAUGAACGAGAAAAAGCCAACGUGGCAGUGUCCAGUGUGCUCUGGUUAUUGUCCAUAUGACAGACUCAUCGUCGACGACUAUUUCCUCGACAUGCUAGCAAAAGUUGACAAAAACAUGACAGAAGUGGAGUUGAAAGUAGAUGGUUCUUACGAAGUCAUCAAGGAAGAAGAAGGUGUUUGUCUCUCAGACGACGACGAUGAUGAUGAUGUCAAACCAAACGUUAACACUGGUCCUUCAAGCAGUAAUGCAGUCCCAGAAAAUGGCGGAAAAAAGAAGAAACCAGUUACUGAGACGGACAUAAUUACACUAGAUGAUUCUGAUGAUGAGGAUUUGAACAGAGGUAUACAAAAUUCAUUGAACAUCAACCAUGCAUCUGAGAGACAAUCAGGAUCAAACGGGGACAGACCAAAGACUCCUCCACCGAAGAAAGGAAAUGGUGCGAUUGAAAUUAUAACUAUUGACGAUAGUCCGCCACGGCCGAUCGCAGCUCUUGCACCUCAACAACCACCAAUGCGUCAAUUAUCUCAACAACAAUUGCAUAAUACUGCAGCUCCACCAUCACCGGCUGUUCUCAGUGCUGGUCAUUCUCCUAUGGGUAAUGGUUCAACUGGAGUUCCGACGCUCCAAGCUGCGAUGGAUCAAAUUGUUGAAAGGCAUACAACACAACGGAUGCCUCAUUCUUCGCAAUCUAACCUGAUGCAACAAGCUCCUGUUCACAUGAAUUAUCAACAUUCGUACAUGAAUGGUCAAUCCUCGGGUCCUCAGACACCAACGUCGCAAUUCGGAUACACGUCAAUGAUGCCGCAACCGUUUCAAACGCAAAGUGGGCUCAUCGGCAGAAACAAUCAAAUGGUUCAUUUGCAACAACAGCAGCAUCCAUCGCACCAACAACAUCAACAAUAUCAACAACAUCAACAGCAUCCACAACAUCCACAACAACAGCAAGGAAUGAUGUCGCCGAGUUACUAUAGCCCACAACAAAUUCAAAACGGGAGUCAUCUCGGACCACCACGUCUGAUCGCAUGUCCCGGACCAAGUAACACUUCUCGAUUGAAUUUUCCAACUGGUCAUCUCGUUGACAACCCACCACCUCCAGGAGUAACCGUUCGCAAUUCGCGACGUCCAAACUCGAGAGUCAAUUGA